Molecule: messenger RNA, 6734 nt
Organism: Dermacentor silvarum
Lineage: Eukaryota; Metazoa; Arthropoda; Arachnida; Ixodida; Ixodidae
Gene: Sap47
Product: synapse-associated protein 1
Exons: 8
Coding region: 314-1450 (378 amino acids)
Cellular component (GO): synapse; cytoplasm
Source: RefSeq, a predicted model, not a curated record
AGUUUCUGAGCUUACGGCCGUUUCGGCAUUUCCCUUAAUAAAUAAGACCAUCUUCUCCCAUUGUGAUCUUGGCCUGAGCACUCAGUUAGCGUAUGUGCUAACGAGAUCAUCCGGCGCCACCUAAGUGUACGUUAUUUUGCUCUGGAGAACAACUGUUUAUUUACAGCGCAGCGGAAGUGUCAACCUCUGUGUCGUCAAGCUGCGGCAGCUGCAUCUGUAGGUGUCUGUUGUAUUGCGUUGGUGAUUAUAGUCGUGCGGACAGAGUCGGAGAAAUUCCGUGCGCUUAACGCGAGGCUGGGGCUCAACAGGAAGCAUGGAUUUCAUUUCUAACAUUUGGAAGAACACAACGAAAGGAGCGGAACCGCAAGCGAAGGCUGCGGAGUCGGCGGAGGGUGGCGAUGCGUCAGACAACAAACCCACCAACGAAGCCACUCAUGAGCCUCAACCAGCAGCACCGUCCAAAGAAAGUGGUGGGGGCAGCGAUUCAAGCUCGACGUCCGGGCCGGACAGUGAUGCUCCUCCGAGUCCUGAAAAGCCGAAACCAGCGGCCAGUGUUGAGCCUUCGAAUGACAAGGGCCACUUGGGGACGGGCAUCUCUAUUCCGCUCGAAAAUGUGUCACAAAAGGCGAUGGAAUCUGCGAAAUCAUUCGGAAGCUUCCUCUAUUCUGUGGCGAACAAGGCUGGGAAAACUGUGCAAGAGACGGCCAAGCAGAUCAAAACAACAGUCGAAGAGAAUAGCAUCCUGGCAGACUUUAAUCGUGAGCAGGAGACCUUUGUGAAGUGCAAGCAGAGGUGUGACACUGGAAUCUUGCCCUGGGUUGGAUGUGAAGAUGAAGAAAAUGUGAAGCAGCAGAUACUGACCCUGUCAGCUGACAAAAGAAAUUUUGUGCGAAGUCCGCCAAGUGGAGUUCAGUUUGAAUUUGACAUGGAUACCAUGUCGCCCAUUGCCAUGGCAUUGCUCCAAGAGGACCCCGACCUGGAGAAAAUGAGAUUUGAACUUGUCCCAAAAUGGAUUCCUGAAAUUGACUUUUGGAGGAACUAUUUCUACCGUGUCUCACUUGUCAAGCAGUCAACACAGCUAAGUGUGCUCAGUCACGGCAAGGGUGCUGGAAGCAGCAGCAGUGGUGACACUUCGUCAGUCUCAUCGCGGCAGAGUCCAUCUGACGAAAGCAACAAACAGAACUUGGCGGCUGGAGAUGAUGACGAAGCACUGGACAGCCCAACCCAUGAAUUUGUCUCGGACACCUUCCAAGGAACCAAGAUCUCCGAGGAGGAAGUCAAGCUUGGCAUGAAACAACUUGGCAUGGGAGACAAAGCAGAUGACGAAUGGGAGAAGGAGCUUCAGCAGGAGCUGCAAGACUAUGAGGUGGUGGCAACGGACACAGCCGCACAAGUUGAUGAUCCCGAAUGGGAGAACGAAAUCCAGGAGAUGCUGGCAGCCCAGAAGUAGGCCUGCCAUGCGCUGCCUUCUCCCUCCAGCCACCUUUUCCGAGGAACACAUUCUGGGGCAGAGCCGCUAUGGCCCCUCCACCAAACGGCACAAGGGCGGGUAAUUCAGGGUGCCCAACUGUCUGCUGCCACGCUAGUCUCAUUUAUGUUGUGCGUGCAUCUUUUGAGCUUGUGCAUGGGUGUGUCUGCAGAGUUGCACUGCUUCGUUACACAUCAUGCAGCUUUGAGCAGCAACCACAUGCAAUAUCUUUUCGACAUAUUUUCGGCCUGACGCAGGCUGUCAUCAACGCGUUCAUUUUGUUCUGUGCAACGACCGCACUGUAGUGCCGACCACAGUGCAUGUGGCGUGGUUACUAACUGAAAAGGAUAUCCAUGGCAUGCAUUUUGACUCUGAUAACAGCACAGUUCUCACAGCGUGAAGUUGCCAUCACAACGCUAAGUACCACCACGCCGUAAAGACGCUGGAAAUGUACUUCAUGUGGUUGCUGCUUUAUGUUUUUGAUGAUUGGAGAGGCUUAAUAAGCUUCGAGUGUGUUACAUUUUCUGUAGCCUCAUCUUUUGCUGUGAAGCAGCUGCAAGAUAUUGGAAGUCUGUGUGAGCUCGUUUGUCAAUGUGAUUGUUGUGGUACCUUGCAAUGGAGAGUACCGUGAGCUGCCAAGUCCAUGGUACACCCUGUAGGGGGUACCACGGGGUACCAUUUGUGUGUGAACUAGGUUCCCAGUUUUGGCAGUACCGCUCCUCUUUCUUGCCUUCUCUCUAUGGAAUGUGUUGUGGGCACAAAACGCAAAGACUGUCUUCCAGUCGCUCAUUAAGGAAAAAAGUCUUUAGGAGCAAGCUGUAGCAGACAGUUUAUAGAGAAUAGUAAUACAGCUUGUUGUAGAAGCUCAUGUAGUGAAUGGACAGGUUCUCUGUGUAGACAUUUUGGUUGGUAUCAAAGCAGAUAAGUUUAUGCUGCUGUGGACUAGAGGUCAAUUGGAGUCAUUUUCUAUCUUUUGUUUUGUAUGUUGUGUUCAAGCCCUUAUGCUAUGUACCCAGAGCUUUCGUCAUGUCCAUUUACUAAGAGAAAGAAAUAUAUAAAGCGCCUGUGAUGCACAGAUGUGAGUGUCUGUAUGUGUGUUAGAAUUGUUAAUGAAUUUCUUGGUGGCUAUUCCUUGUUUUUAUUAUAUACAUAUAUAUAUAUCUACAGUUCUUUAAUGGAAGCAACCUACAUUUUGGCACCUUUGUUCAGUGUUGUUUCAUCACCCAUGUCGUAUGUCACAUAGUCAGCAGAAUAAAGCUUUUUUUCUUUUAUGAUGUAUGGCACACGUUAUACGCCUAGCACUAUCAAGGGCCUAAGCUGCAUAGCACAUGUGAAACAAAAUAUGAAAGACACCAGCAUUGAUGUCCGGUGUAAGUCAACUUAGAGGGAAUAUAGUAGACUCCUUUUAAGACUACCUCUGUAGAGUUGAAUCCACUGGUAAGUGAAACAUUAGUUUGGGGAGCUUCGUUCGGGUUCUUACAGAUGCAACGCACUUCACACUUCUAACGUAUCAGACAAAUUUCUCAAGUUUAUUUUUAUGUUUGUCCUAAAGGGGCCCUAAGCACUCUUUAGAAUAAAGGUGUGGAAUGUGUCUGGUAAUAAAGAACCUUCUAUGUGGGAAUAUUUUCUGAAAGAAGUAUUGCACUUCAUACAACUGUAGUCGUCAACAAUCAAAUGCCGCCCAUGGCACACCUUUGUAACCUUCCUUACCUUUUCAUUCUGUGUUGGAAGCUGUGCCAAUGUGGAGCAGUGUCACUUGCUCCACUCACCAUUGAAGUGUGCCUAGCUAUCAGCAUGGCUUUUGAGAUUGGUUCGUUACAACACCUGAUGCCAUAGUUCAGCACUGCGAUAUUGUUUUUUGUCACUACAUAGCACCAUUCUGAAUCGCUCAUGAGAUCUUGGUUCUUGGUGCUGGCCGGAGGCACUGCUUAGUUGUGACAUCUAAAGGAAUCCGGCCACUAGCCAUCGUGUUUAUUGGUGUGUCACAGCUACCAAAAAAAAUGACGGGGGUCUUCAAAAAAAAAAAAUUAGCGUAGCUUGCACUGGAGGCACAAUGAUAAAGAGACAACGGAGCUGAUGGGCACCUAGCUAGUCCUGGCUUUUGGGCUAGCUAAGUACUACCAAGUCAUCCCCAGCAUUUUCUGGAAUUUAUUGAUUAUUGAUCGAUUAUCGAUGAACUAUUGAUUGGCUAUCAAUUGACUAUCGCAAGGCAUUGGCCAGGUAUUUGGGCUAGGCUAAGCACUACCAAGGCAUCCCCAGCAUUUCCCGGAAUUUAUUAUUUGCCGAUUAUCGAUUAGCUAUCGAUUGGCUAUCGAUGACGGACUAAGGUUAAGUAGUCCCAACCGUGCUUAGCUAGACUUAGCCAGGCUCAGCUUUGCUAGUUCACAUGGGUAUGUGCCAUUGCGCUUGAAUCCUUUCUGCACUACCGCCAGGAUCGGCCCACAUUUUCUGUUCGCGGUUGACACAUUACGCCCGGCUUAAACAGCUCCGCUGUUAAAAUUGCAGGAAAUGGUGAGUGUGCUUUAUGAAAAAAAUAUUGUUGGCUCUUUUCCGCAUGUGCAGGGGUAUAAUUUAGCUUAGGUGUUUAUGGUAGUAUUUAGCAGUGUCUAGGCAUGUUCAAAAAGUGUUCAAGGGCCCCUUUAAAGAGCGUCUACUGUGUCAGUCAUUGUAUUCUUUGCAGAGACUGAAAAAAGUAUUUUAUUUAGUUGUAGACAAAGGAAUUUGGCUGGUGGCUUGUUCCGAAAAUAGGAGUUGCAGAACAUACACAGAAGCAGCCAUUUCUUUCAUCAUAAUCUGUUGCCCUUAAGAGCUUACAGUGGUCGACCUCAGCUUGCACAGCUAAUAUAGGUAAUGCUGGUUAUGUGUUGUUCUAGUGCUUGCCCAGCUCUGCUUUUGUAGCUUGCCAAGUGUGCAUGAUUUAUUCCAAGCUUUAGUUGCAUUUUUGUGCUGUGCUCAAGAUAACGCCACAUGGGAAAAGCAUGCUGAUUUAAACUGUACAUCUGCAAAAAAAAAAUUUUUUUUAAUGUGUAAAAGCAUGCUAUAUUGGAAUAAAGUUGCAUGUUCUACUAAAUCCUAAGACAACUUAUUGGCUGUCAUUUAGGUUGACAACCUGGCUAACCUUUUCACGCUUGGCACCAUACUGCUUGGCAUAACGUUUGUGCUUUCUUUUUUCUUGCUGUUUAUUUUGUAGUGUAAAUUGCUUGAAAAGGAAAACAAUGCAUAAAUAGAUGUGGAAUAUCUUGAGGGCAGUAAAAAUAGAAUGGUAGCAGGUUCCUCCUUGUGUGGUUCACUUUCUUUCACUGCUAUAAAUUCAGCAAUUGUUCCUGCACUGCAGUAAACUUGAGUAGCUUCUUUUUUUUUUUUUUUUUGUCGGUUAAUUCUGUGCUUGUUCAAUGUUUUAUACAAAACGUCAGGUGGCAAGCUAAUAGCAUUUUAACUCCUCUGUAUCUACAGCUUGGGUGUAUACAUCACAAUAUUGAUAUGAAAUUUCUUUACGGCCACUGGAAAGCAUGGGACUAGAUGCUGUGCUCAAGAGGGCCCAUCUCUACAGCUUGCUUAUUUGCAUGAAUAUAGCCCAGUAACCCCCCUCUCCCCCCUGUGCAUUUUGCACAUCACUGUGUGGCAAGCUAAACCACCAGGCAAAUAGGCUGUGCAGGAAAAAAAGAACCUGUCAAUGCACUCGCAAAAAAGACUGCCUUACAAGCAUGAAGUGGGUGCAGGUCUUCAAGGACAGUGUGGUUUUCAUGGCUCUAUCUCGUACUGCAUUGCAUGCUUGCACGGGUGUCGUAUGUCUGAAGGUUGUCCAUGACAGGCAUGCAUUUCUCUGGUGGAGUGCACACCAUGCUACUAUGCUGAAAGGUUGGUUGUUUGUUGUGAUCAUAAUAAUUUCUUUUACUUCGUUUUCCAAGAAGUCAAAAGUUCUCAAUUGCAUCAUAUUUGUUCACAUACAGUAAUGCUGUUCAACGCUGUUAUUAGCCUACCUUGGAUCAAAAGCUGCAUGUGAAAUGGAAUAGCAAGAGGACUUGGCAGUCUCUCCAAGCCAGCUUUUGCUUAAAAUGACUAAAGUGCAAAGAUGUAGAAAGAUUUGUUGAGACAUAGAUGAGCACCUUUCAUUUUAUGUUGCAAUAUGGUGGCAUCUUGUGUUGAAAAGAGACUACUUGGAGCGUAAUCACAUGGUUGUAUGGUUGUGGUAAUGUCAGCCAUCCUGCAUUGCAGGUCCCUUGUUCAAAUGUUUGGAGGACCCACAGAUUAUCAUUGAUUGAAGAGCUAGGACUUUGCUGUGACCCGCACAAUGUGAGGGAUACCACAAAGUUACAAAGGUCUGACUUUAGGCCAUGCUAUGAAGUAAACCAUUUGUGUGAGCUCUUCAUGGUGUACUUGUUCGAAACGACUACAUGGUACCUUCUGUGGGAUGCCUUGUUUCGAUUUGCAAGAGCAGGUGCCUUUGAACACAGCAUCUUCUCUUAGCAGUCAUGUAUAUUGCCUGUACAUUUAAAUGUUUUAAAGAAAAAUCAUGUUGAUGCCUGUAUACUGUAAUGGUGUAAGCUUGGUUUCUUAUAAUCCCUAGUGUCAGCGGGGUCCUUGUUUGUUUGUGUUGCAAUUUUUGCUUGCAUGUUUUUUCGCAUUGCUUGUUGGAGUGUGUAAAGUACUGGACACACCCCAGAUAUAUAUGCAAUGAGAGUCGGAGUUAUCUUUCUCCUUUGCGCCCCAAUUGAAGGCACAGCAAAGUAUUGUGCAGCACAACAAUAAGCAUGAAUCUUGAACAUAAGGACCACUGAAAUUCAGAUUUACAUAUAGUAUGCUGUAAAGGGUAAAAAACAAGACGGUGCUGAAGGUAUUUUUCAUGCAGUUGAAUUACCUGUGGUGCACAAUGUGCCAUGUCACUUGACUGCCUUUACAAUUUCAAAGCAAAUGACAAGGUACUACAUUUCACUUGAGGCUGUCUGUAUGGGCUAAGAUGAGUGCUGAUGCCACACCUUGAAAAGUAACAAUGUCCACCAGGAUCCGCAAAAUGUCAGCAUAGCUUGAUUAAACGUGAACCUUUAGCAUGCAUCAUGUGACAAUUAAACUCUAGCAAAAAGGUAAUGUCUACAUCUACUGUAUGUGCUUGGUACUGGAGAAGACAAUGGGGUUUUAAGCAUUCCUAUUUACUUUGUGGGUUUGGAAAGCUUGACUGGAUGCGUAUGCUGCUGUUAGACACAUUGUGCAAUGAAUGUACCUAUGUUUAUAAAUGGGAUUAUUACAGGUGCCCCUAAAGCGUAUACCU